GCCUUUGGUACCCAGCCGUUCUGGCCCCACAGGCCGGCUAGUCCAGAGCGGGUACUCUACAUGUAGACAGGUUCCCGUGGACAUCCGCCCGCCUCACACAUAGAUUUGAGAACGUGAACCGCACCACCACCACCACCGCCGACCCGCCGCCACCACCACCACUACGGUUACAAAAGCACUGGGUAUGGAUGCUGAACCAAUGGGCUGCGUAGUGGCGGUCCACCCUUCUCGGAGACGAGAUCUACAACCUGUUUGUGGACGAGGCGCGUAUCAAUCUAUGUCUCACUCCACAGGAGGGAGUCCACAACGAGACAUGCAUAUCCCCACCAGCAAAUUACCGCUGGGUUCACCGGGCACUUCUCAAAACGUGCUGAGCUUCGCCCCCUCCGUAGUGUGGUGCGGGGCAUGGCGAGAAUCGGAUCCAUCACAAAUAGUUCGUUGGCGGGGGGAGGUGUGGUGGUGGGGGAGAGGGGGAGGGGGAAGGGACGAACGAGUCCCGCCCGAUCCGGGGAUGUGUCCAGCCGGAUACGACGGUUCCGCCGGACAUCGAUCGGCCAUCAAGCAGCAGUUGCUUCGACGAGGGAGGGAAUCCCACUGGUUCGUUCGCCCACGCGGAGCCUCCAGGUCGGUCGAGAACAUUUGCUCUGCGUCUCUACGUUUCUUGGGAGCUGGCUGCAGGCAGCUAAAAGCGUACAGCGGACAUGUGUGCGCCAGGCGGGGCCAGUUCGGAAUCCGCUCGAGCCUUUCCCCUCUGCACUGUAAAUCCCCUCCGUUCUCUGCAAAUCCCCUCCGUUCUCUGCAAAUCCCCCUCCGUACGGCAAAUCCCCUUCCCCUUUCCCCUCGCCAAACCUUCCCUGUCCGGCCUGCCAACGAAAAAAAGCGAGCUGAAUAGUCCCUAGGAGCAGUAAGGGCGUUUUCGGCAAUCUGGUGCACUCCUCCAUCUCAGCUCGAAAUUCCUCCGCUCCACCGCUCCACCGCCCCACCCCCCCACCCCCCAUCUUCUUUCGUCACUCACUCAGUCAGUCAGUCGAAAGCGUGGCA
Messenger RNA from Tricharina praecox, 1041 nucleotides. RefSeq lists its product as uncharacterized. The transcript has a single exon. Lineage: Eukaryota; Fungi; Ascomycota; Pezizomycetes; Pezizales; Pyronemataceae. The record is from RefSeq and is a predicted model, not a curated record. Bases 185 to 892 code for a protein of 235 amino acids.